UCGUAUUUUGUUUUUCCUUUGAUUCAAGACAUUUUGAAUCGAAACGCACUGCUUCUAUACUACACCUUCGUGAAACAAUCGCAUGAAGUGGUGAGCUGAGCCGGUAGGUGCGCGCGUGCAUUAAUGAACUGUUAGUGCGCGGUCGAAAACCGUUCUGUUGCGCGUAUCACUAACUUAAGAUAUUUAAAGGGAUAACACCAUUCUGCGCAAGGAUACAUCGAUUUGCCACCUUCGAAUUCCGUAUCAUGGGCAUUGCCUACAAAAAGCAACUACAUGAAGAAUAAAAAGUUCUCGAUGGUCCUGAUCUGCACCGCAACUAGUUAACCAAUUUGAAUCAAAAUGAAGAUUCUUCACCUUCUCUUGCUUUUCUUCUUUGCCCUGCAAAUUUCCGGCCAAAGAACAAGAGCGCCCCCAGCGGAUCAGGGAACAAAUGGUGCUGAGAGAACAACUCAACCUAGGGGCCGGGGCCGAACGAGAUUUUCAGCCACACAAGAAUAUUCAGACACUUCCGAUUUAUCCGAUUCAGGGAGAAGGGCAAAUUCUAGGGCUAGAACUGCUACUAAUGCUAACAGAGCAACGACCAUUAACGGGAACCGGGCAUCAACUACUAGCGGAACCCGAUCUUCCAGUAAUGGAUUAACUAGCAGUAGAACUUCAAAUUUCAAUGGAAAUAGAGUAUCAACUAAUACGGGUAGUCGUAGCUCCGAGCGUAGAAGUCGUCCUACAGAACAGCCUACGGGUUACGCUGUGCAAGAAAUUUUAAACGAAUCGCCUAUCGACUCAUUUCGACGACAAAGCAGACCGAGAGUUUUAACCGAGAGCAGAUUUGAUCCGGUCAUUCCGCCUAGAAGAACCACCACCGAAUCCGUCGAAUUGGUGAGAGACGAAGCGGUGGAAGAAUUCGUUAGUACGUUUGGCAGUACGGCUAGAGCAAUUUUAUCGGCGAGAGGUGAAGUUCCUCCACCGCCACCAUCGAGAACGACCACACCAAAAAUCGACGAAGAGUAUUUGAGUACUUUCGGUGACGCUGUGCGCUCGUUGGUGCCAGCUAAAGUUACCACUUCAAGAGUUGACGAUGAAUAUUUGAAUAGUUUCGGAAACACCAUAAGAUCCAUUGCUGCUUCUAGAGGCGCAGUGGUAGCUAGCGGACGGGCUUCACCUUCGCGAACAAUAAAUAGAAAUGAAGUCCAGCAGCAAAGAGCAACCCCUUUACGAUCCGAAACUCCAAUAUUAAACGAGGAAGAUAUUCCGCUACAAAAACCUUCACUCAGAGAUCCUUUGCCCUCUCUAAGAGGUUCCGACUCAGAUCUAACACAGACACAAUCGCUAAGGUCAUCGUCGAGAAAUAGAGGUCAGGACAGAAUUCAAGAGGCUGGAACAAAUGAUAGAUAUGAGCCUCAGAGACGUGUCGCGUUGGACAGCAUUGAGGACGUCCGAUAUGAACCGGAGAGGAGGGUGGUGGAAGAACCAGCCAACGUCAAAUAUCAACCCCCGUCUGAAGUACUAGAACAGGGAUUAGUAGAUUUAAAGGAAGAGAUUACAGGAAUUAAUUCUGGCGAGGCUCCCAUCGAAGAAAUAAGUGUAGAAGAGGAGCCUCAAAUCAUCACUCCUCUAAAACCGACUGAACCUCCGCAGUCGAGAAGAGUGCAACAGGUUGGAGGUCAGCGUUCUAAUACUAGAGGACGUACAGUGGAAUACGAAUCGCAACCGGCCACAAUACAAAGGUCGAGAAGUUCUCUUAACCGCGCCAAUCAGAGAGCAGAAACAGCUAGCAACGUGCAAGUCUCAAGGGGAAGAGGUGCUAGGAGGAGGUACGAAGAUGUUUCCGCUGCCGAAAGUAAAACCAGAGGCCCUUCUAUUUUCACGGAGGAGGAAUAUCAAGUAGUUAAUACUAGAUCCAGAACUGGCAGAAGGAUCGGUGCCGACUUGGAGAAGUCUAUAGACUUGUCACCGACUACAACAAGAAGUAGAACUAGCGGGAGAAGAGCUACCACAGCAAAAUCCGGAGGGCGGUACACGAAUGUCGACUACGGUGUUAAGAGUGUAACCGGCUCCAAAGAACUCCCUACUAUAUCAUCGAGACGAAGCAAAUUGGUUUCUAAAGAUGAUUUAACGACGCCGUCUAGAAGAAAUAAUAUAGCAUCCGGUGUUAGUGUAACGAAUACCCAGUCGCGAAGUAGACUAGGUGAUAUUACAACAAUAAAUGAAGAUAGGUUGGAAGUUCUUCCUUUAUUUGAUCGAGAAUCGAGGGUAGUUGCUCCAUCUAGUCGCACGAGGGGUGGAUCUAGCCGCAGGCAAAACUCGGUUAACGAUUCGUUUCAAGCUAGCGCGACGGAGAACGACAUGAGGUUUGUUCAAAAACCUUCGAGCGCUGUUACACGGGUAAGCGUGUCUAUGACGCAGAGCGUAGAACCAAGAACCCCACCAACUACGAGAGCUGCUACAAGAAGAAUUCCUACGACACCCUCAGUACCAGUCACCGCAAGACCUACCACUUCUACUCUCAGAACUACUAUAACCACUACAACUGCUAAACCUACUACGAGAAGAGCGCCACUGAUCAAGGAGUCGGUGAUUGCAGAAUACAACGAGGUUACUUCGAAAAGUACGAUAACGAGGAGGAAAAAGGGAGACAAGUUGAAAACGGAGCCUAAUACUUCCAGAGGAUAUAAAAAAUCUAAUAGUAAAGGAACAGUUGGAAAUAAAAAGAUUUCCGAAGAAGACGUUGAUGAAGAGGAAAACUAUCCAGCGGCGUUCAAAGCUCUUAUACAAGCUAAAAAAAUUGAUGGGGGCGUUGGAAAACCUUCUCAGAGUGAAAGUAGCCACAUCGUUGGCAAUGCCAAAUCCGUCGUGACUUCUUCCUUGCCUAAAUCCUCAACGGCGAGUCGGACGGUCACGGCAGAAGCUGCGGGAACACGAAAAGGGCUUCAGGCAGAAAACUUUCACGAAAAUGAAAUCGAUUCAGAAACUAAGUUUUCCCCGGCGACACCCUCAUCGACUGGUCGACCGACCAGAAAUCGUCAACUAACUAAAGCUGCAGAUAAAAAGCGAAAAUUAACUAGCAGUACCGUUCAAACUGCAUCCGUGAACAAUAACAAAAGGAAAUACACUAGACAACCACCGUCCGAGAACCAUCCCAAAAGAAAACAACUCAGGUCUACCGCUGUGCCACCUUCCACGACGCCCAUACCUGCGUCUAAAAUAGACACCAGAGUUCCGGCAAAGUUCGUUAAGAAAGACUCUAGUUCGACUUACGCUAGAAACGGGCAAAAUGAUACGAGAAAUCCCACUGGGGAUUUGGAACCUGCGAAACCAACUAUACCAUUCAAAAAAUUCAACAAAUAUAGUUCUCGGUACCGCAAUGAGCUGACAGCCAGAAGUAAUCAGCUGAAAUCGACCACAAACGCUCCAUUUUAUGUUCCGACUAUUCCUACGCCAGCCUACGUUCCUACGGUACCCACGAUAACACCUCCCAUAACGACGGUGCCCUUGCGCGAACGCAGACGACAUAGAGGUGAUGUGUUGGAACUAGAAGCUAUAACGUUUGAUGAUCCGGUGAACACAAUCGCUUCUGCGAGCUUGGUUAGUGAGGAACCUCGAUCGGUGGAUAAUACCAUCAAACUCACACCUUUGGUAAAGGACGGUACCACGGAAAAACCAGUAUCCAUAAUAGAAAGGAUUAUAAAUUCGAUAACGUCAAUAUCGACUACGCCAUCACCGAACGUAACGACGGCAGCGGUUACGAAAACCGCAGAUGAUAACGAGAGCUCGGCUAUUCUGAAAUUAGCCCCAAAAAAGUCAAACGUCAAAGACAAGACCAGACAAGACGACAAACAAAAUAGUUCUGUUAUCGAGUCGCUCACGAGCGAAAAGCCGACCACUAUUAUCGAGAAAAUCUUAUCUUCCUUGUCUGCCAUCCAGACAAACGAAGUAGGUACAUCCAAUUUCAAUACCGUAAGCAGUUCUUCCACCACUCCACUGUCUGCUGCAACAAAGUUUUCGGCCAAGUAUAGGGUUAGUUCUGUAGGUAUUACUACUACAACGCUUCCUGCACAUUUGCCUAUUAGCACUUCUGUCAAUCCCCUAAACGUGUUUGACGAAAUUGACGAGAACCAAGUUUUGGAAAAACGAACGAUAGGCAAACUGCUAGACAUACUUAACGGUCUUGCGUCUGGAAAGACUUCCCAAAAGUUGGUGGUUGUCACUCCAAAAACGGUCCACUCGGGCACGACUUUCUCUGACAAAGAACUUUCUACCUACCCGAUAACCUUCGUCACCGGUGCACCGCAAAGUCAGGAACCACUGGAAGCGCUUCCCGUAUCUGCUAUUUCUGACGACUUUGCUUUAGUAGGUAACGACUUGCCUUCUGUAAAUAUCGAUGCCCCCUCAUCGACGGAAUUCGUAAGUACUACUACCGAACCUUCCAGCUCUGCUAUCUCAAGCUCAAUGCUUUCUGUGUUUACUGAUACGGCACCAACUUCCACAACGCCAAACUCAUUCUUUACCACUCCUACGGAAAUUGUCGAUAUCGAAAGCACGACAAUUGCCCCAAUUUUUACUGAACAAAGCAACUCCGCCACUACUACACAAGACGCUGUCAGCGCGAACACAUCGGAGCCGGUCGAAACCACCACUUCUCAGUAUAAAAGAGAAACCACAACCACACCUUCCGGUUCACACAUUUAUUCGAUACCAGCGUCAUUACCUACACCGGUAAACUUCGAAGUGAGUCCCGGUAGUGUGUUGAUAAUCUCAGCUAACGAUGUGUCUAAUCCCGCUACCUCAGAUGAUAAUCAGUUUAAUACAGUAACAAUCGCCAGUAGAAUAGGUAAUCUCGAUAACACUCUCCUAACAUCAACCACAACCGAUAGUUUUACCACCGCCGAAGCAACCACCGAAAUGGACAUAUCAACGAUCGCAACGGAAGGCACCACAGAUGUAUCGACAAUAGAAAUCGCAACUAGCACUACUGAAGAAAUACCAAUAACAGUUUCACCAACCACCUGGUUGCCCUCGACUAAUAAAUCGGAUAGACAAUUUAACAGAGCUGGUAGAAUCCUCGCUAAUGAUGUAGGCGCUCCCGUAGGCAAUAGUAUCGACAUUUCCACACCACCAACGACCACGUCUACAACACCCGAUUAUUUUGUUUUCGCAGUCCUCAAUAAUAACACCAUCUUGAGAAAAAAACCCCCAAUCAUUCCUAAAGAGGUUCCGUUCGUGAUCUUAGGUCUCUACCCGAACAAUACUGUCGUAAGGAAAUUUCCGAACGGUACCGUGGUUCCUAUGGAACAAGUAAUUAAGGUCAGAGGCUUUGAUACCCGUCCGAAUCCUCCACCAUUGCCAGAAAUAACCAGUAACCAAGUAACUGACCUCAAUGGAUUGACAUCGGAAGAUGAUAAUCGAGUCACGGUCGACAGGAAUGAAAUGUCACGAAUGAACAUGAAUCCACUAGCACUCACUAGUACUCCGCGGCCAAGUACUAGUAGCCAAUCCGUAAGCACAGUAAUAAUUAAUCCUACAAUUCUUCCCCCUAACACUCCGACACCGCCUAUUGUCGCACCAACUUCAACUAAGGGUGAGGAAAUCAGUCUUGCGGCAAGUACGACUACGACGGAAAGCACCCAAGUAACAACCGAAGUUUCUCCUGCGGUUACUAGUACCCAAUCACAGACCACCAGUAGACCCACCAUACCACCGACACUUUCGGAGCUUUUGAAUGGAAAAACGUUAGAAGCUUUAGAUAAUAUUAUUAAAACCGAUCCGAGCAGUCCCAAGAAACCAAAUUACGAAACUCUUACAGUCAACAAGUACAACGAAGUAUUGAACAUACAAGACUUGUUAAACAAAAACAAUCGAGGGAAACCAGUUAAGAAGGAAAGCAGCCAGAGUGAUACCUUAACCCAGACGUCAACUCAACGACAGAUUGCCCCUUUUACAUCGCCGUUAGUAACUACAGAACAAUGGUUUAGUUUUCCAACAACGGAGCAAGCGACUUCUUCAGAGCUUGCUUCCACGUUUGCUCCUACCACCAAUCGCAUAUCAGAAACCACGAUAACGACCGAAAGGAUUCCAGAAGUGACCACUACUGAAUCGACAACCAAAUCUAUCUCAACGACUACUACCACCACGCAACCCUCAUCUGCAAGUACGACCGUGGAGCCGCGAAUACGAGCAACGACACCUUUAGCAACAAUAAUACCAUCUACAAUAUUGCCAACAUUAUUUUCGACCCUCUUUCCAACGUUGGUAAGGGGAACUACCAAUCCACCCUUGUCUAGUACCAAAGCGUUUAGUACAACUACGGACUACGACGACAAAUAUGAAGUACUUAGCUUUGCUGGAACUACGGUUCAACCGACAACCGUAGCACCGACAAUAACGUCAUCGCCAUUGUCACAAGGCAUAUCGACCACCACCCAACCCACUACUACGUCGACUGAGCCAACAACCACUACGGUACGUACUACGACCCCUAAAAAGGCUACGACAACCGCGAAAACCGAAUCGUCAGCCACUGUACCCACAGAUUUCGCUAAGGCUGUCAAACUCAAGGAGCUGACGGCUGAACAGAGAAAAAAUUUGGAGGAAAUUGCCAAGUUAGAAAAACAACAAGCCGAAUUGCUCAGACAAUUGAAUUUCCUAACAUCAGUGUUUGGAGGACCAUCGCUUAAAAUGCCUAAUGCAGCUAAUGCGGGAGGUUCCGGACUGGCUAAUAGGGUUAUUAAUAUGGCUGUGGCACGCGACAAAACCCGAUCAACAACCACACCGUCCACGAAACGGACAACGAAACGUCCAAAUUCCAUACAAGAUCAGUUGUCUGCCGUUCAAGACUCGCCAUCUGGAAACGAAACCGCAACCUUAGAGGAGAUUUUCAAGCAGCUGAAUCUAACAGGAUUAACUUCCACAACGCCAGCGUCCACUAAAACGACACCAUCCCUGGAAGAGAUUUUGAAGCAGUACAAUUUGACAGGAGUGUCAACUCCCGAACCACUGACUUCAACCUAUGGAAAAUCGGAUGAAGCCAUUUUGGCAACGCUUCUGAAAGAACAAGGCAUCGGUCCGUCGACUCCCAAAGCUUUGGCCGAUCAGAUCAAAGAAGCUGGUGCUACCACGAAAGCGUCUAAACCCAAACCCAAAUCGAGACCAAGGACAACCACACAGAGACCGGGAAGAUUGAUGCAAGGUUUGAAUUGGCUACUGGAUUUGCUAGAUCCGCCGACGACUAGAAGGCCGGCAACUCGCAAACCGGCAUCUAGGAAGCCGAAACCUAAAACCACAACUACCACGGAAGGAGCCACCAAAGUUCCUGAAAAGGAGACCUCGGAAGAGGAACUGUUGAGUCACCAACCGACAAGAAUUACACCGGUUGUGACGACAGCGCCAAAUGAAAUUAUGACAAAGCCCGAAUUAAGUCAAUCUGAAAUAAGGGCACUCAUAAAACAGCUGGAAGCAAUUCAAAGAAAUCCAAAGAGCAGCGACCAGUUAGACUUUUCAAAAAUUAAAAGUUUGCAAAAUUUACUAGAUGUCAAGGACGGAGUCGAAGUUAUAUCACCCGGUCAGCACGGGACUACACUCAGGGGGGUAAAUACGGCAUCGGGAAAACCCAAAGAAGUGAAGCGUGUGCCGGUUAAAUCGACCACAGUAGUGCCAUUUAGCGUGAGCAACAAAAUCGAGGAUGAGGAAUCGCUUCCAACAAGUACCGUAAGCUCCACAGCAAUUCCACCGGUAAGACUGAACCCCGUAGUCGGGAUCGAUGACGAUCCAUCGGAUCCAUUUAUCAGAAGCAAUUUAAUAACGGCCGCCGUCGGCGUGACCAGGGCGAUAUCGAAUUUCUUCGGAACUGCCUUUCAGGAUGCAGCGGUUCAAGUAAGGCACAUGAUUUCAAGUGGAACAAACGCGCUUUCAAAUAUCUCCGGCGGCUCUAAUAUACCGUCAGUCGCAAGCGCUAGCGCCGCUCUUAACCCGAGUGGUUAGCAAUCGAUCAGUAAAUUUUUGUCCCUAUUAAUCUUCAGCACAGCACGGGAGCGGCUAGAGGAUUUCAAAAUCUCUUAGGAGCCGGAUCCUCUAUGGCAACCCGUACGUCAGGAGCUAGUUUCGGUUAAAUACCGGGGUGACAUUUUGUAUAGCUAAUCACAAUAUUUUAAAGUAUAUAGAUAUGAAGAAAUAAAGAAUUGCUACGACAAGAAACAUUAAUUCGAAAUCGAAUGCCUUUUUUGAUCGGCUAAAAGAACUGUGAGUGAAACUCCCCACACCGCACCGUAGUUAUUCUCGAUUUCUUUGGUGUUUGACUUGGUAACAUAAAUUAUGGUGCCAUGUCGAACGGAUUGUUGAUAGUAUUAGUUAACGACUAAUUGUGAUAAAUAUUCUUUCCAAUACGUGCUCUAUUGUUAUAAAUGUUCUUCGUCAACUGCAUAUUGAUGCAGUUUUGUCGUAUGCUGAAUGAUUGUAUAAAAAAUUAAGAGGUGAAAAUAAGAGGUAUAAAUUAUUGUUCUAUGUAUAAAAAGUUUAUCUAUGUAGAUUGUAAAUUCUUUACGAUUGCUCCGCAAUUUAAAUUAUUGUAAUCGAAAUUUUCGGUGACUUUUAUAAAAUAAAUUUGCUGUAGAAAUGUAAAUAAUUAAUG
Messenger RNA from Cylas formicarius (sweet potato weevil), 8620 nucleotides. Its product is annotated as mucin-2-like. NCBI's taxonomy places the organism in Eukaryota, Metazoa, Arthropoda, Insecta, Coleoptera, Brentidae. The transcript has 20 exons. The record is from RefSeq and is a predicted model, not a curated record. Bases 340 to 7974 code for a protein of 2544 amino acids.